Messenger RNA from Selaginella moellendorffii, 1206 nucleotides. RefSeq lists its product as uncharacterized. The transcript is spliced from 8 exons. NCBI's taxonomy places the organism in Eukaryota, Viridiplantae, Streptophyta, Lycopodiopsida, Selaginellales, Selaginellaceae. The record is from RefSeq and is a predicted model, not a curated record. Bases 64 to 930 code for a protein of 288 amino acids.
AAAUAAUCUCUCUUUAGAUUGUGGAGAUAAUUUUUGCUCUCGAUUUUGUAUGCACCGAGUGGAAUGUCUCAUCCAGGCUCAGGAAAUGGAAGCUGCACAGGAAAAGGGCUAUUCUACCCGGAGUUUGGCGCAGUGGAGCUGCUUGGAAAGGCACCUCCGGCGGUGGAUCAUUACCAUGAUCACGGCCCUCUCGAUUACCGCAAACAUACUUUCCCUAACAGGCUAUUCUACCAUGAUCGAGUGGAGCUGCUUGGAAACAAGAGGAAGGCACCACCGGAUUACUAUGAUCACCCGCCUCUUGAUCGCCUCAAAGUUACUCUCUGUAACAGGCUAUUCUACCGGGAGUUUGAGCUGCUCGGAAACAAGAGGAAGGCACCGCCGGUGGUGGAUCAUUACUGUGAUCAUCCGCCUCUCAAUCCCUGGGAACUUACUCUCCCUGACAGACUAUUCUACUCGGGGUUUGAGCUGCUUCGAAACAAAAGGAAGGCACCAGAGGCGGUGGAUCAUUACUGUGAUCAUCCGGCUUUCAAACGCCGGAAACUUGCUAAGAAGGCAGGGGACUCUCCUCUCAGCGAGAACGGGAUGAUGAUGGUGGAAGUGAUCAAGCGGCAUCCACCUGACUUCGCCAACAUGAUCCAAGACUAUCAUGGCGUGAGACCGACGCUGGCUCACUACGACUGCCUGGCGGAUCCCCUGUGCCGGACGGGGCUGUUCGGCCAGGCCGUGGAGCUCAUCGACACCAUGCCUUUUGAGCCGGACUUGGACGACGCUCCUGGUGACGUGCCAGACUCUCUCGACUCUAGAUACGACAAGGCAAAGGCAGGACCGGCUCAACGUCUCGCUCAACUCGAUCGGCGGUGCUCCAUCGAGACCAGGGAUCAUAUCCAAGCGUGGGAGACGGCACAUUCUUAUGCUGCCGCCGUCGAUUAGGAGCUCCACAGGCUAAACAUCGAGCUGACCAUGGAGCGGGGGUGCAAGGUGGACGUGCUGCUGGGGCUUGUGAGCAAGGUGCCAGGCACGACCAUCCAGGCCGUCAAGAACCUCAAGGUUGACACCACUCUUCUCCAAGACCGUGCCGAGAAGUAGAAGCUUCUGCAAUAGCAGGAAGCCGGCGGCUGGAUUGCUUGGUCUCUCCAACGACUCAUACUGGGAACUCUAUGUGAUUUUAAAAUGUAUAUAUUAGUAUUAAAGAUCUAAGUUUGUAAA